CGUCAGUGCCCCUCAAACAUAGCUGUUCCCUAUGGUCAUUUCAGCACCCAGACACCAGGGGUCGCUGACUUUACCGUGAAUUACGAAGAGGGGCUGUCUGUCCAGUACAACCGAGCACCCGAGUAAAUGAAGGCUGUUUUGUGCCACAAAGACAGAAAUUCUCCAAGCCAUUCAACGCUCCUGCAGAUCAAUGAUCCCAGUUGCUAAGCAACCAGCUGAUGGCGAGGACGACGAAGGAGGAGGAGAGCGAGUGAGCAAAAAGGAAGACGUGCAGAGGCCUGGAGAAGGAGUAAAUGGACGAUAGGAAGAGACAAAGCGGCCUGGUGCCAAAUUUCUUCAACAUGCUCAAUAAAGCAAGCUUGCUCACGAUCCUGAUCAUUUGAAUCAAGGAGCAGGGACACCUCAACAUAUCGGCCCUCGAAGUCCGACGCCUGUUGCUUUGUACGAGUGAAGACAGACCCAAGAAAGCGUGUCCAAGACAAGUGAGCCCAAAGGAUCAUGAAAGCGGUUUGUGGCACGUCGCAUCUCAAAAAUAAACAUUGCUGGGGUCACCUGACUUGGAGAAUUGGGAGGUAACCGAUGCUCACGUUGGUGUUUUCGUAGACUGCCACACUUGCGCUCAGCAUAACAACGUGACUAUCUCCGAUUGGGUUUCGGCAGACCAUGGGCGUUUUCUAUUUAACGACCCUCAUCGCACCUGACAUUUUGAUGACAGAAGGAAGACUAGACUUUAGACCAGGUGACAUCACAAGUCUUAGCUGUCUUCUAAAAGUACUUUGCACGUGCCAAUGUCCUACGAGGACUUCCGCAAGUCUGUUUCUGCUUUUGCAAUGUAGACUACACCUCUUGCUGAAUUCAAAUUGAUUUGGACGAGCCGCUUCGAUAGGCCAGGAAUCAAGUCGCCUGUGUUCACUCCCACAAUGGUGCAAACACCCAAUUCUAGCUGCAGAUGUCUACGAAAAUAGCAAAAGAGAGUAAUCUCCAUCCAUGCGCAUAGUUGGACUGCACUUGGCACUAGACUUGUACUGGGCACGAAAAUCUGUCUGUCUUUUUCACUCUCUUUCACUGUUGGUCAUCUGUCUCUCUUACCAUCUCACUCAAAGUUGCGCUUCUAUCACUUCUCUCCAUCUGUCUCACUCUCCCAUCUUUUUCCUUCCCUCUGUCUCUUUACGUUCCGCUCUCUCUGUCUGCAUCCGUCUCUAGCUGUCUCCCCUCUUUCUUUUUUCAGUUCUGCUUCUCCAAUCUUUCCCUCUCCCUCUGUUUUGCGCCUGUGUCGCUCCCUCUCUCAUCUCACGUGAUCAUCUCUCGCCCUCUCCGUGCGCGUGUGCGUCUUUCCUCUCUCUCGGAGCAUUGAUCAUCGUCCGACUGCACCUUUUCCUCCUCCCGGGAGUAGACCGAGAAACAGUUCGUAGGUGAGGACAUCCGUGUGGUCAUUUGUGUGCGUGUGUGUGCGCGCGCGUGUGUGUGAUUGGAGCGGCUCUCGAACUGCCGCGUUAGCCACCCACCAAGCACCGACCACCGCCUGGCGUGCUAGCCGCGGUGGGGUUCACCUCCGGCGGUGGCGUGAAAACGGGCGAAGAGGUGGCGGGGGUGGACACCACAGGAUGCUCGCGAGGUGGCUGGAGAGUGAUGACAAGGCACACCUGAUUUCCCCCCCACGCACACACUUGCAACCUUGCCCCUACUGAGUAAGGAGGACGAGGAGGAGAAUCCUGCAAUGACAGUGUUAUUUCUCUCUAUUAGCAGCGUGUGAGCAGCACACAACACACACACACACAUCGGCGCUAAGCUCCGUGAGGAGUUUCCUGCAGGCGGGCAGAGGGCCUGAUCUAGGCCACCAAGAUGGAGUUGGCGCCCAGCACAGGCAGACGUGCUCACCUGGCACAAGACUGAGAGAGCUAGAUGCAGUGAAAGAUGAGGAAAGGAGCUUCGGCGUGAGCCCAGAGCACAACCCAGGAGCCAGGGUCUUCGACACAGAGCGCAAUGAGGCUAGCUGUCCAGCUCUAGCCUCCGCCCCACCCCCUUCCCCACAAAGUGUGUGUGUGUGUGUGUGCGUGUGCGUGUGUGUGUGUGUGUGUGUGUGUGUGUGAGCUGCACACCAAGUGUGUGUAUGAGUGUGAUGGCCAUGUGCGCUUGGGCGGCGGCCCCUCUGCUCUUCCUGGGCCUUUGCCUGUGCAGCGCGGGGGGCCAGGCCCAAGGCGAGGUGCUGGAGUUCGGCGGCGUGUCCAGCCAGUGGGGCCGCUUCCCCGUGUGGAACGCGUGCUGCGAGAGCGUACUGAGCUUCAGCCUGCGGACACACAGCCAAGAGGGCCUGCUGCUCUACCUGGACGACGAGGGCUUCUGCGACUUCCUGGAGCUGCUGCUGCUGCGCGGCCACCUGCGCCUGCGCUUCUCCAUCUUCUGCGCCGAGCCGGCUGAGCUGCGCUCGGGUGUCGCGGUUAGCGACGGUCGCUGGCACGCAGUGCGUGUCAGGCGGGACUGGAAGAACACCUCUCUGGAAGUGGACGGGCGGCUGGAGGGUUGGGCGGAGGUGAAGAGCAAGCGGAGAGAUAUGACUGUGUUCAGCCACACCUACGUGGGUGGGGUGACGGCCGAGCUGCGCGCCUCGCCUCUCCGUCUAACCGCGCCGUCGGUGCGCGACCACCCCGCAUUCCGCGGCUGGAUGGGGGCGCUGAGCAUCAACGGCUCGCUGGCUGUGCUGGAUGCCUCCGAGGGCGUGACGGUGACGGCGGGCUGCGGGCCGGAGCACCAGUGCCAGAACGGGGGCGUGUGCAGCCUCGUCGAUGACCGGGCCGUCUGCGACUGCUCUGACACCGGUUACCAAGGCAACGACUGCAGUGAAGAGCACAGCUACACCCCAGGUCUGGCACACCUGAUGAUUGGCGACCAAGCACGCGAGGAGUACGUGGCCACCUUCAAGGGCUCCGAGUUCUUCUGCUACGACCUGUCGCCCAACCCCAUCCAGUCGAGCAGCGACGAGAUCACGCUCUCCUUCAAGACGCUGCAGCGCAACGGGCUGAUGCUGCACACGGGCAAGUCAGCCGACUACGUCAACCUGGCGCUGAAGAACGGCGCCGUGUCGCUGGUCAUCAACCUGGGCUCGGGCGCCUUCGAGGCCCUGGUGGAGCCCGUCAACGGCAAGUUCAACGACAACGCCUGGCAUGACGUCAAGGUCACCCGCAACCUCAGACAGCACUCAGGCAUUGGACACGCUAUGGUGACCAUCUCGGUGGACGGCAUCCUGACCACCACGGGCUACACGCAGGAGGACUACACCAUGCUGGGCUCCGACGACUUCUUCUACGUGGGUGGGAGCCCCAGCACGGCCGACCUGCCCGGCUCUCCAGUCAGCAACAACUUCAUGGGCUGUUUGAAAGAGGUGGUGUACAAGAAUAACGAUGUGCGGCUGGAGCUGUCUAGACUCGCUAAACAGGGAGACCCAAAGAUGAAGGUUAGCGGCGUGGUUUCCUUCAAGUGCGAGAGCGUGGCCACGCUGGAUCCCGUCACCUUCGACACGCCCGAGUCCUUCGUGGCGCUCAGCAAGUGGACGGCCAAGAAGGCGGGCUCCAUCUCCUUCGACUUCAGGACCACCGAGCCCAAUGGCUUGAUGCUCUUCAGCCAUGGGAAGCCACGGCAGAUGCAGCGCAAGGACCCUCGCACGCCGCCCACCGUUAAGGUGGAUUUCUUUGCCAUCGAGAUGCUGGACGGCCACUUGUACCUGUUGCUGGACAUGGGCUCAGGAACCACCAAAACUAAAGCCAUCGACAGGAAGGUCAACGACGGGGAAUGGUACCACGUGGACUUUCAGAGGGAUGGACGCUCAGGGACCAUCUCGGUGAACAGUGUGAGAACGGCGUACACGGCGCCCGGUGACAACGAGAUCCUGGACCUGGAUGACACGCUUUACCUUGGGGGUCUUCCCGAGGACCGUGCCGGACUCAUCUUCCCCACGGAGGUGUGGACGGCGCUGUUGAACUAUGGCUAUGUGGGCUGCAUCCGCGACCUGUUCGUGGAUGGCCAAAGCAAAGACAUCCGGCGGCUGGCCGAGGCCCAGCGUGCGGUGGGCGUGAAGCCGUCGUGCUCCAGGGAGCCGCCCAAGCAGUGCCUGUCCAACCCCUGCCAGCACAACGGCGUCUGCCGCGAGGGAUGGAACCGCUAUGUCUGCGACUGCUCCGGCACCGGAUACUUGGGACGCUCCUGUGAGAGAGACGCGACCAUCCUGUCGUACGACGGCAGCAAGUUUAUGAAGGUGCAGCUGCCCAUGGCCAUGCAUACGGAGGCGGAGGACGUGUCGCUGCGCUUCCGCUCCCAGCGGGCCUACGGCGUUCUCAUGGCAACCACGUCCCGCAACUCGGCCGACACCCUGCGCCUGGAGCUGGACGGCGGCCGCGUGCGCCUCACCGUCAACCUAGACUGUAUCAGGAUAAACUGUACUGCCAGUAAAGGCCCAGAGACCAUCUUUGCGGGCUCGGGUCUCAAUGAUAAUGAGUGGCACACGGUGCGGGUGGUCCGGCGCGGCAAGGGCCUCAAGCUCACCGUGGACGACCUGCAGCCCGUCGAAGGUCAAAUGGCGGGCGACCACACGCAACUGGAGUUCCACAACGUGGAGACGGGCAUCGUGACGGAGAAGCGCUUCAUGCCGGCCGUGCCGUCCAACUUCAUCGGGCACCUGCAGGGCCUGGCGCUCAACGGCAUGCCCUACAUCGACCUGUGCAAGAACGGCGACAUUGACUACUGCGAGCUCAACGCCGUCAUCGGCUACAAGAGCAUCGUCGCCGACCCGGUCACUUUCCGAUCGCGCUCCAGCUUCGUCACGCUGCCCACGCUGCAGGCCUACUACUCCAUGCACCUCUUCAUGCAGUUCAAGACCACCUCGCCCGACGGCCUCGUCCUCUUCAACCGUGGCAACGGCAACGACUUCAUCGUGGUGGAACUGGUCAAAGGAUACCUUCACUAUAUCUCGGACCUGGGCAACGGGGCCCACCUGAUCAAGGGCAACUCCAACAGCCCCCUGAAUGACAACCACUGGCACAAUGUGCACAUCUCCCGGGAUACCAACAACCUCCACACCGUCAAGAUCGACACCAAAGUCACCACUCAGACCACCAUGGGCGCCAAGAACCUCGACUUGAAGGGUGACUUAUACAUCGGGGGCGUGUCCAAAGAGAUGUACCGCGACCUCCCCAAGCUGGUACACUCCCGUGAGGGCUUCCAGGGCUGCCUGGCCACCGUCGACCUAAACGGCCGGUUGCCCGACCUCCUGGCUGACGCGCUGGCCACCGUGGGGCAGGUGGAGCGGGGCUGCGAAGGUCCCAGCACGACAUGCCAAGAGGACUCGUGCUCCAAUCAGGGCGUUUGCCUGCAGCAGUGGGAGGGAUUCACUUGCGACUGCAGCAUGACGUCGUAUGCCGGACCGCUCUGCAACGAUGCCGGCACCACAUACAUUUUCGGCCGCGACGGCGGCGUGGUGGUCUACACGUGGCCCCCCAACGAGCGCCCCAGCACACGGGCCGACCGGCUGGCCCUGGGCUUCAGCACGCAGCAGAAACACGCCAUCCUACUACGUGUGGAUAGCGCGUCCGGCCUGGGAGACUACCUCCAGCUGCAGAUAGACAAGGGCAACAUCCGUGUGGUGUUCAACGUGGGCACGGAUGACAUCAACAUCGAGGAGAGCUCCAAGUUCGUCAACGACGGGAAGUACCACAUAGUGCGCUUCACCCGCAGCGGCGGCAACGCCACGCUGCAGCUGGACGACCUGCCCGUCAUCGAGCGCUACCCCUCAGGCAACAUUGAUAACGAGCGCCUGGCCAUCGCCAGACAGCGAAUCCCCUAUCGGCUCGGUCGAGUAGUUGACGAUUGGCUACUCGACAAAGGUCGGCAGCUGACCAUCUUCAACAGCCAGACGACGGUGCGCGUGGGCGGCGGCGGCGAGCGGCGCGCCGGCAUGUUCCAGGGCCAGCUGUCGGGCCUGUACUACAACGGCCUGCGCAUUCUCAACAUGGCGGCCGAGGGCCACCCGCACAUCCGCGUGGAGGGCAGCGCCCGGCUGGUGGGCGACAUGCCUUCCUCCUCCAUCACGCCGCAGUCCAGCGCCGCCGCCGGGAGCAACCGCUCCGACUCGGCGCCUGCCAGCGGGGACGUCAGCACCACCACCGCCAGCAACAGAAAGCAGGGCGCUACACAACAGUCAGCGGACGACAUCCUGGUGGCGUCGGCCGAGUGCCCGAGCGACGACGAAGACAUCGACCCGUGCGAUCCCAGCUCAGCGCGUCCCCCACUCCCCGAGGUGAAGGUGUUCCCCGGCCCUUCGGAGGUGGUGCGCGAGAGCAGCAGCACCACGGGCAUGGUGGUGGGCAUCGUGGCGGCGGCGGCCCUCUGCAUCCUCAUCCUGCUCUACGCCAUGUACAAGUACCGCAACCGCGACGAGGGCUCGUACCACGUGGACGAGAGCCGGAAUUACAUCAGCAACUCGGCCACGCAGCCCAACGGCAGCGCCAAGGACAAGCCGCUUGGCAUCACCAAGAUCUCCAAGAACAAGAAGAACAAGGACAAGGAAUACUAUGUCUAACCUUUAUCCACAUAUAUAAACACUACAUAUAUAUAUAUCUCCCUAAAAACUAAAGGCUCGAUGUACAUAAAUAGGUAUAUUCUUCCUGACAAAACACACACACACACACACACACACAUGGACGAUUACUCAACAGCACACACGUUCAAGCACAAACAUGUACACAGACUGCUUUGAAGGGACAAAAUGUACAAAACGAGAUGAGCCCCAGGACCAGACUCCUUUUACGACCCAUUGCAAACCAUUCCAGAUGCUCCACGGAGAUGACAGCAUGAAAGCCGCAGUCUGCGCCCAGGAGAGAGUCGUGGGGGUGGGGGGGUAUUCAUCGCUUCAGAGUGUCAGUCGUCAAUUUUUUGGGGACUUUACAAUCCAUCUGCCCCUCCAUUUACCGUCGUGCUUGUCCCCAUUAAGGUCGCGGGUGCGCUGGAGCCUCUCUCAGCUGACUUUGAGCAAAAGGGUGAUGAUUUGUGAUUGGCAGUGUUGACCACGUUGCAAUUUGCCCCAAUUAUCAGUGUGUGUGUAUAGCCCACAAUCUCUUGUAGCCCCAUGUUAGCACUGCGGUAUAUAUCAGACUGAUUGCCCUGAGUGCAGCGACCCUUCCAUUCACAUCAUCUUCCUUCGAGACAAACAUUAAGUCGACGACUGACCUUUUUUUUCCCCCUUUAAGGACAUGAAGCACAUACCGGAGAAAGUUGGCGCACGCGUGUGUGUGUGGAGCGGGAGUAGCAAAAAAAAAAGGAAAAAAAUUUCAAAAGCAACAACAUGAUCCAAGUCCUUUCAAGUAUCUUCCCGACAGCAACAA
Hippocampus comes (tiger tail seahorse) is the source of this 7370-nucleotide messenger RNA. RefSeq names its product neurexin-1a. Bases 2111 to 6568 code for a protein of 1485 amino acids. The record is from RefSeq and is a predicted model, not a curated record. The transcript is spliced from 29 exons. NCBI's taxonomy places the organism in Eukaryota, Metazoa, Chordata, Actinopteri, Syngnathiformes, Syngnathidae.